CUUUAUAGCCGUGAUAUUCUCUCCCUCCCCGGAUACGAUCGUCAACGUGCGAGUGAAAGGUGACGGCUUUUGAUAGAAAAGACUGGGAGGAGAUUGAAAAAUGCAACAUAAUAAGUUGUUGAAUGAGCUUUUGAGUUGAGUGUCUGAGGGACAACAACAUAAAUAAUGGGCACUGUAAACCGCAGUGGAGUUAAAAAAUCAAAUGACAGUGCCAGGGCUAUUUUCUAUACAACUGUGGGAGUUCUAUUUGGAUUUGCUAUUGGUGUAUCUUUGCAGAAUGCUUUUCUAGGAAAGAUUAGGUUUUCACUUCCAUCUUUUGAUGUACACUUUGCCAUGCGUAGAACAACUAACACAAACAAAAGUCUUGAGGAUGAAGGAUCAGAGGGUGUUCCUAAGAUAUAUGUUCCAACAAAUCCUGCUGGUGCUGAAACACUACCUCCAGGAAUUGUUGUUCCACAAACAGAUUUGUAUAUGCGCAGAUUAUGGGGUGAACCAAGUGAGGAUCUAAAAAUGAAGCCAAAGUACUUGGUAACAUUUACCGUUGGUAUUAAUCAGAAGAAAAAUAUUGAUGCAGCAGUUAAAAAGUUCUCUGAGGAUUUCACAAUCUUGCUUUUUCACUAUGAUGGCCGGACUAGUGAAUGGGACGAAUUUGAGUGGUCGAAGAAAGCAAUUCAUGUUAGUGCGAAGAGACAAGCAAAGUGGUGGUAUGCAAAAAGAUUUCUGCAUCCUGAUGUUGUGUCAGCUUAUGAGUAUAUAUUCAUUUGGGAUGAAGAUUUAGGAGUAGAAAACUUCAACGCCGAUAAGUAUAUCGAGCUGGUUAAGAAAUACGGUUUGGAAAUCUCUCAACCUGGUCUUGAGCCCAAUAAUGGGCUGACAUGGGAGAUGACAAAGAGGAGAGGCGACAGAGAAGCCCACAAGGAUACAGAAGAAAAACCGGGCUGGUGUAGUGACCCGCAUUUACCCCCUUGUGCAGCAUUCGUGGAAAUAAUGGCUCCUGUAUUUUCUCGGGAAGCUUGGCGUUGUGUCUGGCAUAUGAUUCAGAAUGAUUUGGUGCACGGAUGGGGAUUGGAUUUUGCUCUCCGAAGAUGUGUAGAGCCUGCGCAUGAAAAGAUUGGCGUAGUUGAUUCUCAGUGGAUUGUUCAUCAAGUCAUUCCUUCCCUUGGGGGCCAGGGACAGGCUGAGGAUGGAAAAGCUCCCUGGGAAUCGGUACGUGACAUGGUGAGAAUAAGGUGCAAAAAUGAAUGGGCUCAGUUCCAAUCUCGCCUACUAGAUGCAGACAAGGCAUACCUUGCUCAGAGAGGAAGAGGGUAGAGUAUGAGUUAUUACUUUUAAACAAAAGCAUCCACCACCCCCAUCCCCAUCGAUCCCUUUUCCAUC
This is a messenger RNA of Fragaria vesca subsp. vesca, 1377 nucleotides long. RefSeq lists its product as uncharacterized. The transcript has 15 exons. Bases 166 to 1311 code for a protein of 381 amino acids. The record is from RefSeq and is a predicted model, not a curated record. Lineage: Eukaryota; Viridiplantae; Streptophyta; Magnoliopsida; Rosales; Rosaceae.